AAUGGACAUACAUUAUACAUAUACAUACACAUUGAGAGAGAAGGUGGGGAGAGAGAGAUGGAAAGUCUGACGGAAGAGGAGAAAAGGGCUCUGAGAGGAAGCAAAUUCGCUCCUCUUCCAUCUGCGCCAACUCAGACCCGAUCCCAACCCAGGCAGGCUCAUCCUGGGGGGCCAUUGAAGACAAACAAGGCAGCUGCUCUUGCUAAAUUCCUUGAAAGAAAGCUUCAGGAGCCAAAUGGGUUGGCUUCUGUGGAUCCAAAGCUUGUUGAAUUAGCUGUGAAGAAUGCCAAAGAAACUGUUCAAUGCAGUGGAACUUCAACAUCAGGAAGAAUGAUUCAGCAUGUCAAUACUUUUGGGGACUCUGAGGACUCUGAUGGAGAAGAGAAAACAGAGACCUCUGUGAUGAAGAAGCAUAAGCAGAAGAAGAAACAGAAAAAGAAGGAAAAGAAGGAGAAGAAUAAAAAAAAUAAACAAAAGAAACUUGAGGAUUCCAUUGCCAAUACAUCAAAAAGACCGAAAAAGAAGCUGAAACUAUGAUCUACAUCGAAGUUUGGAGUGUUAUCGGCAGAUGCACGGGAAGCUGAAUCUGUUAAACAUGGAACUUAGGAUCUUGGAUUGUGAGACCCAUUAGCUCCAAAAAAAAUGCCUUUUUCUUUACUUUCUGGAUUACAAUCUGAAAAAGAAAGCACGAACUAAGUUUGUUAGAAUAGAUGAAUAUAAACGUUGUUUUUCACUGUUGUCCAGUCCUUUUAAGCUUGAAGCACAAAGCCCACUUUAGCCAUGCUUACAUUCAGUGACACUUCAAUUGUUCCAAGUUGCAAAGUGUUACAGCAAUACUGAAAAAUUCUGGAAUGUUCUGAACCGAUUAGGCCA
Molecule: messenger RNA, 873 nt
Organism: Sesamum indicum (sesame)
Lineage: Eukaryota; Viridiplantae; Streptophyta; Magnoliopsida; Lamiales; Pedaliaceae
Product: E3 ubiquitin-protein ligase
Source: RefSeq, a predicted model, not a curated record